CCUCCCGAUUACUGAGUUUAGAUCAAAGAAGGAAUAACCCGGGCUAAAAUGGCCUCUUUGGGGGAACCUGUACGGCUUGAAAGAGACAUAUCCCGUGCCAUUGAGCUUUUGGAUAAGCUCCAGAGAACAGGGGAGGUUCCCCCGCAGAAGCUUCAGGCUUUGCAGAGAGUUUUGCAGAGUGAGUUUUGCAACGCUGUGCGUGAGGUAUAUGAGCACGUGUAUGAGACAGUGGAUAUUAACAGUAGCCCAGAGGUCAGAGCCAACGCCACAGCAAAGGCUACGGUAGCAGCAUUUGCAGCCAGUGAAGGGCACUCACACCCGCGGGUCGUGGAGCUGCCCAAAACAGAGGAGGGCUUAGGCUUCAACAUCAUGGGUGGAAAGGAACAAAACUCGCCCAUCUACAUCUCGCGCAUCAUCCCGGGAGGCAUAGCAGACCGCCACGGGGGCCUGAAAAGAGGCGACCAACUGCUGUCCGUCAACGGGGUCAGUGUGGAGGGAGAACACCAUGAAAAGGCAGUGGAGCUGUUGAAGGCUGCUCAGGGCACAGUGAAACUGGUGGUCAGGUACACCCCUAAAGUCCUGGAGGAGAUGGAGUCUCGUUUUGAGAAGAUGAGAUCAGCCAAACGCCGGCAACAGAACAACUAUCCUCGUUAGUGUCCCUUAUCCGUGGGCCUCUUAAUCAUCUCCUUCUCUCUCCCUCCCUCCCUCCUUAACAGCCAUCUGUCUCAACCUCCCUCUCUCCUCCUCCUCUUUCUA
This is a messenger RNA of Chanos chanos (milkfish), 756 nucleotides long. RefSeq names its product lin-7 homolog C (C. elegans) (gene lin7c). The coding region runs from base 49 to 654 and encodes 201 amino acids. Gene Ontology annotation, molecular function: protein binding. The transcript has 5 exons. The record is from RefSeq and is a predicted model, not a curated record. Lineage: Eukaryota; Metazoa; Chordata; Actinopteri; Gonorynchiformes; Chanidae.